Messenger RNA from Patiria miniata (bat star), 2549 nucleotides. It is a transcript of the gene mccc1, whose product is annotated as methylcrotonoyl-CoA carboxylase subunit alpha, mitochondrial-like. Gene Ontology annotation, cellular component: mitochondrion. Gene Ontology annotation, molecular function: methylcrotonoyl-CoA carboxylase activity; metal ion binding; ATP binding. Lineage: Eukaryota; Metazoa; Echinodermata; Asteroidea; Valvatida; Asterinidae. The transcript has 16 exons. The coding region runs from base 34 to 2178 and encodes 714 amino acids. The record is from RefSeq and is a predicted model, not a curated record.
CUCACUCGACUGAGUGGGACAACGUACUCCAACAUGGCGACCAUCAUGAGAGCGAGUCGGCUGCUCGUAGCUACCGACGUUUUGCGGCAGGGAAGGAAUACUGGCAGGUGGUUUAAAAUUAAUUCUCAAUCAUCAUGCAGACAGCUGUCAGAUGUUGCUACGAUGCCAAUCAGCAAGGUGCUCAUUGCAAACCGUGGGGAGAUUGCCUGCCGAGUCAUACGCUCAGCUCGCAAACUGGGCAUCAAGACGGUAGCAGUCUACAGUGACGCUGACAAGCAUUCUAUGCAUGUGGCAAUGGCAGAUGAGGCUUACCACAUCGGUCCAGCCGCAUCCCAGCUCAGCUACCUCAACAAGCAGAAGAUUCUCCAAGUCGCUAAAUCCUCCGGUGCUCAGGCCAUCCAUCCUGGCUAUGGCUUCCUCUCAGAGAAUACAGAGUUUGCCGAUCUCUGUGACAAAGAGGGGGUGAUUUUUGUCGGGCCUCCGUCUUCGGCUAUCAGGGAUAUGGGCAUCAAGAGCACAUCCAAGUCUAUCAUGUCAGCCGCUGGAGUGCCAAUCAUCGAGGGUUACCAUGGCACAGACCAAUCAGAUGACAGAUUGAGGGCGGAGUCAGAGAAGAUUGGUUACCCGGUCAUGCUGAAGGCGGUCCGAGGAGGCGGUGGUAAGGGAAUGCGUAUUGUGAUGACAGCGGCCGAUUUCGACGAAGCCCUUGAAUCAGCUCGGAGAGAGGCUCUGAAGUCGUUUGACGAUGACGUCAUGCUCGUGGAAAAAUUUGUAGAUACGCCCAGGCACGUUGAGGUUCAGGUGUUUGGGGACAGACAUGGCAACUAUGUCUACCUGUUUGAGAGAGACUGCAGCGUCCAGAGGAGACACCAGAAAAUCAUUGAGGAAGCACCCGCACCCGGUUUGUCUGAGGAGGUCAGGAGGAGUAUUGGCGAGGCAGCGGUCAGGGCAGCUAGGGCCGUCAACUACGUGGGAGCAGGCACGGUUGAGUUCAUCAUGGACAGCCAGCAGAAUUUUUACUUCAUGGAGAUGAACACGAGAUUGCAGGUCGAGCACCCAGUCACUGAGAUGGUCACCAACACCGACCUGGUGGAAUGGCAACUAAAGGUAGCGGGCGGAGACCCUCUCCCCGUGACCCAGUCUGAUCUCCGUCUUCACGGCCACGCCUUUGAGGCCAGGAUCUAUGCCGAAGACCCUGAUAAUAACUUCUUGCCUGGUGCCGGACCCCUGGUCCACCUCUCGCCUCCCUCAGGAGACCAGACUAUCAGGAUAGAGACUGGAGUCAGACAAGGUGAUGAAGUGACUACAUUUUACGAUCCUAUGAUUGCCAAGCUGGUCGUGUGGUCUGCAGACAGAACGAGUGCCUUGGAAAAACUCAGGCAUGCACUCAGGGAAUAUCACAUUGUCGGUCUCAAAACAAACAUCAGAUUUCUUGACGAUCUCGCAAAGCACCCAGAAUUUAUCAAAGCUAAUGUGCACACGGGCUUCAUACCACUCUACGAGGACCAGCUAUUCAGCAGGAAGGGCCCCCUCAAUAGGCAGACACUAUGCCAAGCCGCGACAGCACUCGUACUAUUUGAACAGUACAAAGGGCAGAAAGAAGCAGUCGACAGUGGAGAUCCCUUCUCCCCUUUCUCCAUGGGAAGCGGUGCCCGAGUCAACGAGAAUUUUAUACGACGGGUCGCCUUCACGGACAAAGAUGACAACAUUGACGUGACAGUGAGGUACCAGUCAGAUGGCAGCUAUGUAGUGCAGAUCGGGGACGAGUCGUUUGAUGUUCAGGCUACACUCACGCAGAUUGAGGAUAACACGGCACAGCUAGUAAGCACAAUCAACGGGAUCAAGGCAGACACCAAAGUCGUCAUGCACGAGGGCGCUGUUCAUAUAUUCGCAGAGGUUGGUGGAGUGGAAGUCACCAGGCCUGUCCCAGAAUUCCUUGGUGAUUCCAGCUCGGGUACGAUGGGUGACCGCGCCCCGAUGCAGGGAGAUAUCACCCACAUCUACGUGGAUCCAGGGGCCGCCAUUGAGAAAGGCGACCCACUACUGGCUCUGGAGUCUAUGAAAAUGGAGUACGUUAUCCGAGCCCCUAAGAAAGGCAUCAUCGAACGAGUCUUGGUUGCCAAGGGAGACAACGUCCAGAAGAACGCACCCUUGGUGGUUUAUCAAGAACAAAAAUAAACAGACGUCAAAGGUACAAUUCCUGACCAAAGCGUCUCAUCAUGGAAAGUCUCACCAAAUGUAAUAAUGUUUGUUGUGGUCCUUUCCUUCAAUCUCAAUCUGAGAACCAUAAUAUACAAGCCUGGAAUGCAGAACAAUCCCCACAAUUUCACUUAAAUUUCAACAUCUUUGACUACUGCAUUGGUUUUUGUUCAGCUGAUCUGAAACCAUUUUCAGUAUUUUUGAACAAUUGUAAUGUGCAUAGAGAGCAACAAAGAUUAUUUAUAACAAUCUUGUUUUAGAUAUGACCUCAUUGAUAUGUUAUCAUGUAAAUUACAAAUUGCUGUCGUUUUAAGAAAUAAUACCAAUAAAUUAUAUGUACAUGUACACUA